CGAACGCGAACUCAACGCACUGAUGCCGAACUGUCCGUCAGCUGGACAAAUAUGAGGACUUUAUUCUUGUGUGUGCGUUCGUCGACCCAGGAGCGCGGUGCGGUCGCCUUCUUUCCCAAGUAACUUUCGCUAACAGGUUUGUCAAGUCCAUCACCCUCACAUCAUGUGGUGACCUCCUCGCCAUCGCCGAAUACACCGUGACCAACACUCAAGAAGCGAAAUCGCAGCAGCGCUAUCAUGGCCCACCCUUAUGAGCCUUGGUUACGGACAGCACCAUCUAGUGGCAGCUCUGAUGACAUGAACAUCCCAUCAUGGUGGGACCUCCACAGGGAUGUCCAGUCAGGAAGCUGGCUGGACCUCCAGACCGCACAGGGCAUCCCUUCCGUCAGCCCAGGAAACUCCAUGGGAUUGCAGUCGUCACUGGGACCAUACGGUUCGGACCCACAGCUGUGCUCCCUGCCUCCCGCGCAACACGUUCCGACGUCCCACUCGCCGCACCUCUUCCCCCAGGACGGCUUCAAGAUGGAGCCGCUGGCGCCGGAAAUGCUGCAGCAGGAACCCUUCUCGCUUGAGGAGCCUCAAGAGGCAGUCGCAGCGCGGCCCAAACCUCAGAGGCGGUCUUCCUCCAGAGGGGUGGGGCAGGCGGUGUGUCGCUGCCCAAACUGCGUCCACGCAGAGCAGCUUGGCCAGAGCAGCGACGACAGCCGCCGCAAGCACAUGCACAACUGCCACAUCCCUGGCUGUGGGAAGGCGUACGCCAAGACCUCCCACCUGAAGGCUCACCUACGCUGGCACAGUGGCGACAGGCCAUUUGUUUGCAACUGGCUCUUCUGCGGCAAGAGGUUUACACGCUCAGACGAACUGCAGCGCCACCUACAGACGCACACCGGCGCCAAAAAAUUUAGCUGCGCUUUAUGUCCCAGAGUUUUUAUGCGCAACGAUCACCUGGCCAAACACAUGCGCACGCACGAGUCCCCACCAGGACACGGGGACGAGAGGGUGAAUGGAGAGAAGGGAUUCGAGUCCGCCACGGCGCCCCAGUCCUCCUCGAACAUGGUGGAGACCUCCGAGCCAGUACUGAAGCUCAAAUGUGAGACAGACGCUUCAGUGUCCAGCGUCACCGGACAAUCCGGUUAAUUUCAAGGUCACACAAGCGCAACUGAAUUACUAUGGAAUUAUGAACAACUACUGCGUGUUUAGAGCAUGAGUUGAUCAUGUGUUACGUUAAAUCACACAACAAAACGUCGGCGCUGUAAAACGUGGAGCUGACACUGUAGAUUGAUGCUGAACUUUCACUGCUGCUAGAGCCACUGUAGAGCAAUGUAGAGACAGAGACAUCUCUUCUCUUGUUUACACAGAAAUGCUUUCAAUGUGUCACAGUUUGUCUGGGAUGAAGAACACACUGAAAACAUACAUAGGUUUAAAUGUGGGUGAAAGUUGGGGUGAAAUGAUUUUUUAGAUUGACGAUAGAGAAAGGAGAAUGAUGUCACGGAGGUAAUAAAUAUGAACAUUCCAGCUCUGGUUCAUGCUUACUGAGCUACAGAGUUUUGUCACUUGAUUGGCUUCAUGAGUCACUCAUCUCAUAUAACAAAAAAAAAAAAAAAAAAAAGACUGUGAUGUAACACAAUAAGCCAUCAUCGCAUCAUUUAACUGAAUUUCGUAACAGCAUGAAAAGUACAUGAACUGACACCGUUCAUGCUGAAGCAGGUCCUGAUGUCAUAGCAAGGCAUCAGUCGAUAGCUUCACUUUCUCGACCCCAAGAUGGGAACUUGGAGUCUGCAUGAGGGUUUCACAAAAUGAAGCAUGACAUAACAAUGUUGCAAAAUGCAACGUUACACAACUCAGCAGAACAUGUAACCGUGAUGUGGGAAAUAAUAACAGCGUCGAAAAACAAAAACAGAUCACAGUGCAAUGGAAAUAACAGAAGACGUCACAGUUAUACUUCACAACUAAGCAAAAAUACAGCAAUAAUUCAACCAUCAUUUCAAGGUGGGACCUCUCAGUUUGUGGAAUUGGGCAAAAAACUAUGUACUAUAUGUUAGGGCUGAAAGAUAUAUUGUUAUCAUACAGAUAUUGAGAUAUGAACCUUCAAGCCAUUAAUAUUGUAAAAUCUACAAUGUAGUGUCAUUUUAAUUAUUAUUUUAUUUCAUAAUUUUCCUGCCAGUCCUACAUGCAUUGCUGUGGCAAGAAUAAUUUUUGGGAUUGUUGUUCAAAGUACAACCAACAUCAUUUCCUGCUCGCCGUUGAUCAACAGCUAAAGCCAGUGGCGACUUCCUGCAGCCUUUUUGUAUCAUAAUGUUUUUAUUUAUCUAAAAUAAAACAAUGUGGUUUUUGCUAAGCCCAUAGUCAGGUAUGAAUAUGACAAUAUCUGCCAAGAAUAUUGUGAUGUGAAAUUCUGUGUGAAUCAUUCAGCCCUGCUAUUUACACUACAUCUAUUUAAAGCCCUGUCAACCAUAAUAUCCAGCAGGUUAGCUGGGCUGUUAAUUUAAUUUAGAAUUAGCAAAUCUAUUUAUGGAGAAUUGUUACACACACAUAAAUACCAUUGUGAAGUUGUGGGUCCACAUUUUCCAAACCCAAGCAACUACACUACAAUGACUACAAAGUGCUCUUUUUUUCUGGUGUUUUAUGCAAAUUCUGUGCAGCUGAUGUAUCGUUCACGGUCGGCAGGAUUUGCAACAUUUCUUAGCUUAGUCAGACAUGACAUAACAUGGACUACAAGUUCGGGAGUCCUCAUCAAUAUCACGUGAUCAGUAGUUCUGUAGCUGCACAUUAUUCGUACGUAGAAUCUGGAGUGGUCAUACAGGCGGACAUGAGUAGUCAUUUGAUUAUUUAUGUGUAGAGGAAACAGCACAGUUUGAGAGCAUUAUUUUAUGGAUGCAAUUAUAGAAAAAAAGAUCUUGUUUUAUUUGGACAGUAGAUUUAAUAAACAGAUUACUGUAGGAAACAAUUUAGUUGUGGAGACUGUAAUAAAUGUCAGUUUUGAUAAGUUAUGAAUAAUGUAAUAACUUGUAUUUAAUCUCAUGAGAACAGAUGUUUUGAUGAAUAAAAAUGUAUUCUGCCACUGUGAAGACGUGUUGGUGUUGUCAUGUUUUGUGAAUGAGCAGGGGAGUGGAUGGAUGAAGGUAACUUCUCUUCAACGGGUUUUGUGUGUGACUUUUGUUGGGAUGACGACAGAGGAAAU
This is a messenger RNA of Synchiropus splendidus (mandarinfish), 3181 nucleotides long. It is a transcript of the gene sp6, whose product is annotated as Sp6 transcription factor. The record is from RefSeq and is a predicted model, not a curated record. The transcript is spliced from 2 exons. Gene Ontology annotation, molecular function: RNA polymerase II cis-regulatory region sequence-specific DNA binding; DNA-binding transcription factor activity, RNA polymerase II-specific. The coding region runs from base 238 to 1137 and encodes 299 amino acids. NCBI's taxonomy places the organism in Eukaryota, Metazoa, Chordata, Actinopteri, Syngnathiformes, Callionymidae. Gene Ontology annotation, biological process: regulation of transcription by RNA polymerase II.